Notolabrus celidotus (New Zealand spotty) is the source of this 2269-nucleotide messenger RNA. It is a transcript of the gene slc38a8a, whose product is annotated as solute carrier family 38 member 8a. The transcript has 10 exons. Gene Ontology annotation, molecular function: amino acid transmembrane transporter activity. Gene Ontology annotation, biological process: amino acid transmembrane transport. The record is from RefSeq and is a predicted model, not a curated record. Bases 206 to 1549 code for a protein of 447 amino acids. Lineage: Eukaryota; Metazoa; Chordata; Actinopteri; Labriformes; Labridae.
AACACCCCUCCACAUGGCCUAGCCACCCCCCCUGCCUCCCUCCCUCAGUCCGGCUCAGCUCGCUCAGUGUCAGCCCUCAGAGCACGCACCGGGCCCGGAGACUCCCUGAAAACUGUCUGCGCGCAAAGUGUCUGUAUGCAGGCUGCGAGAGCGCAAACCUGUGUGCGUCGUUGUGUCCAGCCGUGAGUUUCUCUCCGAGUGAAGCAUGGAGGAGUUAGCCAGAGAGAGCAUCAGCCUGCUGGCCUCAGCCUCAACCAAGCCCUCGCUGGAUGUCGCCGCCGGGCCUCGGCUCGGUUCUAUGGGGGCCAUUUUCAUCAUGCUGAAAUCUGCUCUGGGCGCCGGACUCCUCAACUUUCCCUGGGCCUUCGAGAGGGCAGGGGGCAUCCGCAGCGCGGUCACCGUGGAGCUGAUCUCCCUCGUGUUCCUGAUCAGUGGUCUGAUCAUCCUGGGCUACUCCUCGUCCAUCAGUGGACAGUGCACGUACCAGGCGGUGGUGAAGCAGGUUUGCGGGUCAGCCAUCGGUCAGCUGUGUGAGAUCUGCUUCGUCUUCAACCUCUUCAUGAUCUCCGUGGCCUUCCUUGUGAUCGCAGACGAUCAGCUGGAGAAGUUGUCUGGCUCCCUGUAUGAGCUGGUGACAGGCUUGCCGGAGUCAGAGAUGCAGUAUCACUUCUACACGGACCAGCACUUCGCCCUAAUGCUGCUCUGUGUCUUCCUCAUCCUUCCAAUGUCCAUCCCCAAAGAGAUCAGCAUUCAGAAAUACAUAAGUGUUCUCGGCACCCUGGCUGCGACCUACCUGACCAUCGCCAUCAUCAUCAAGUACCACACCACGCCCUCUGUUCUGGUUCAUAUCGCCCCGCUCUACACCAGUGGGAUCAGCUCCUGGGCCUCCAUGUUCAGCGUCAUCCCCACCAUCUGCUUCGGUUUCCAAUGCCACGAAGCAUCCAUCGCCAUCUACAGCAGCAUGGAGAACCAGCGGCUCUCUCACUGGGUCUUCAUCUCAGUGAUCUCCAUGAUCAUCUGUCUCGUCAUUUACUCCCUCACAGGAGUUUAUGGGUACCUGACCUUUGGAAAAAACGUGAAGGCUGACAUUCUUAUGUCGUACACUGGUGAUGACAUCCUGAUGCUCAUCGCCAGGCUGCUGUUUGGAAUCUCUAUAAUCACCAUCUAUCCCAUCAUCCUGCUGCUGGGCAGAUCAGUGAUCCAGGACCCUCUCCUGAACUGGCAGCGGCGGCGUCACAGAGAGGUGACGGUGGCGUUUGAGAGCCGCAGCCGUUGUGCGCUGACGAUCCUUUGGAUAGCAGUUACGCUGCUCAUCGCCACGUGUGUACCAGACAUCAGCAAGGUCAUCAGUGUCAUCGGAGGAAUCAGCGCCUUCUUCAUCUUCAUUUUUCCAGGACUCUGCCUGAUGUUUGCCAUGCAGUCUGAGCCAGUGUCCUGGAAGACCAGAGUCAUCUUCACUUUUUGGGGAGUUGUGACCUUGAUCUGUGGAGCUUUCAUCUUCGGACAGAGCACCACCCUCGCUGUCAUGCAGCUCCUUGGAAGGAUCUGAACAUCUCCUCGUCACUUACCGAUCUUUGAUGGCUGGAUCUUAACUUGUACUCUCACAUUCCCUGAAAUAACUCACUCUGAGUAACGGCCCCUGGGACUCUUAACAAACGGACCUGACCCCUGAACAAAUGAGAGGCUCUCAAAGCCUGAGUCCUGGAAAGAUAACCCAGAGUUCAGGUUCACGUUCAUUAGGUUUGACGGUUCUGAGUUUACCUUGGUGAUGAACUGUGAUAGCCUGUCCAAUAUCCUCAGGUAUUUCUUCAGUUUGAUCUUACUGUUGUACAUCUGCAGUCCUCAUAUUCACUAUUCACAGUAUUAGAAAAAAUCUCAUCACUUGUUAAUUCCUCCAGUCCUUCCUGAACUCUUUAUUCUCCUAAACAGUGGACACGUUAACUCUUUAUUAUAGUAUGUGACAGAUAGUGAAACAUGUUGCAGUAAAGCGGGAGGCUUCUGUCUCUUUCUGUCCCUCCAUGUUAUCAGUGGAGUACUCGCUGUAGAGCUACAUUAGACAAAAGAGUACUUCAGGGUGCCACAAGGGAUGAGAUUGAAUUCUUUACAUGUAUAUUUGGUUGCAUAUGUAAAUAUGUUGUGUUGUGAUCUCGGAUGUAUGGAUAAAAAAAGAUUCUGAUGUUUGAUAAAAAUGAAAUGUCUAAUGUAAAGUAAUUAGAUUCACUCAUUCAGUGAAAGAAAAGAUGAUCAAAUAAAUCAUGUUAAUAUCGAG